Molecule: messenger RNA, 11047 nt
Organism: Anarrhichthys ocellatus (wolf-eel)
Lineage: Eukaryota; Metazoa; Chordata; Actinopteri; Perciformes; Anarhichadidae
Gene: fggy
Product: FGGY carbohydrate kinase domain containing
Exons: 16
Coding region: 5325-6965 (546 amino acids)
Biological process (GO): carbohydrate phosphorylation; pentose metabolic process
Cellular component (GO): cytoplasm
Molecular function (GO): D-ribulokinase activity
Source: RefSeq, a predicted model, not a curated record
GGUUUUGUGGCCUCUGCUCUGUAAUAAUUCAUCGCACUGACCGAAGUAUCUUGCAGUCUCCAUUCUUGCUCUUUGUCUGCAGAAAAUUAGUGGGUGCAGCUUGAGCGGAUAAUUUGGUGGAAAAUGUCAAUGAAACGCAGGGGCUCCCCCGCAUGGCUGAACGGGCCACAUUAAGCUGCAUUUGGUCCACAAGAAAUGUCCCUUGGUUGUUGUUUUUUAACCCUUGGUAGUCUAGUAAGCUUGGAGCUGCUGCGUCAAAAUGAGCUGGCAGCCGCUGUUAACGUGGUCCAUGACCUUUUGCUUGAGCAGAGCCAGCUCGUCCCGGAGGACGUUGGCAGAGGAAACCAGCUCCGUGUUUUGGUUCUUGAGGUUUUUGACCCGGUCCUCCAGCCGGGAGAUCCUCUCCAGCUUCCUUUUCCGGCAUUUGGAGGCGGCCACCCUGUUCCUCAGGCGCUUCCUCUCCGCUUUGAUGCGCUCCUGGUUCUCCAUGUUGAUGGGGGAGAGCGGCGGGGUGUCGCCGGACAUCUCGGGCACCGUCUGCGGCUCCUCUUUCAGCGCGUGUAGCCGCGAGUGCUGCGCCGCCGCCGCCGCCAGGUGGUCCAUGUUAUUGUGGGACUGCUGCGGGGCGACUUGGUAACCCAAAGGCGGGUGCCUCUCGCUGGCAGGUGUAGACGCAGAGCCCACGGCCCGGCUGAAAGCCCCCAAGUUUGUGUACGCCGGAGGGUCGGUGCGUACCGUGCAGCUGUAGGGAAUCUCGUCGCUUUCGGACGCAGCGGAGCCGGAUCCCAUGCCGUUGUUCGCGUCGGUCUGCGCGUCAGGGUGGACGGCGGGGGGCUGCUGGUGGUAGUGGAGCUCCGCCAGAGCCCUCACAAACCCCUCCGCGAACCCCUCCUGCUCGUCGGUGAUGUUCUUGGGACAGACGAACUGGGUCGGGGUGGGUGUCGUCAGUCCGGUGCAGGACUGAAUGAUUAAUCGCUCCAGUUCAGGCGAGGCCAGCUUCAGCAAGCCGACAUCUGGGGACGUCAGGAUGUCCAGGGCCUUGGCGCUCAGCUGGGGCCUGAAGUUUUUCGGGUCGUUGAGGUUUAGCGUCAUGGUCUGCUUGAGGGUUUUGGGGUUGAACCCAUACACCGUCGGCCCGUCAUGCUGAGAGCUGGAGCCAUUCACGGCUUCAUCGUAAAACGUCGCUUCCAUUUUUCUGGACAUAAAAGUUUUUUUAUCACCUAGAAUGAGGUCAGUUCUCCUUUUUUCUUAUUAAAAAACCCCAAAGACCGACUGUUUACAUGUGCCCCCGUGCCUCCCUAGCUCUCGACUGUCUUCUGGUAGAAUCCGCCUAUUGUUGAAGUUCAACUCACUUGACAACUUCGUGUCCUGAGAAAACUUUUCUCUCCGGUACCGCGCGAUCAUCAACAAAAAACCGUUGUUCCCUCCGUCGCCGAGGCUCGGUGUUCCCACACCUGAAGUAUCCGCUUUGAGUUGAUCCGCCGUCCCGAAACGCAGAAACGGGGUCCGAACGGGGAUAAUACUUUCUAUCACUUCCAACGUGGAGACGAACUUUAUCCACCUCUAAGCUGCAGCUCUACUGAAAAUAACAAUGAUGUCAUUUCUACGGCCUCCGAUUGGCUGGAAAUGAUAUAGUGGGUGGGGUGUCUCUAAUGACAUGCAGGUUGCUCUGACAACUAGCCAUAUCCCCGCCCCCCCGCGAUGGCUUCUGGGAUUAGGUAAUGCAGACGGUGGAGCAAUGUACGCCGGGAUUACGUAGUGUUUUUGAAUAUUUAGUUACCCGCUCAAUUAUUAGUUACCCAUCCUGAAGCGAGGGCUGCUCCAGAUGGUCCGUGGGGUUUAACCUUGAUCAACACACAACAGCGAAUCAGUGUUCCCUCAAUAAGACGUUUGUGUUCAGGAACAUAUAUAAAGUUACACAAGAGAGCACAUUGAAACGAUUACCUCAUUAUCAAAAUGCAGUGACAUGAAAUGCAGUGUCUCGUAUAUUAUAUAUGCUGUUACAGCUUAAAUGUGCUGUACGUUCGCACAGUGAGUGCGAUUGGCUGGUAAUGUUAAGGGUUAACGAUAGAAGAAAGAAAAUUAGGUCACACCUGCAUUUCUGCUUUCUUUUGUUGUGAACGCCACAUUUUAAGAAAAUGGCUCUACUGUACUUGUUUGAGUUGCCGUUCUAACUUCUUGCAGAGAGAGAAUGGAGAUAUGUGCUCUGAGAAACACAAUCAACGUUAGUGGCUGAAUAUUAUAUAAAACAUACAAUAAAUAUGACUGCGGUUUUCAUAGUUCUCAACAUACCGACACAUAGUCUACAGAGAUUUAGACAUAUGACAACAACCAACAUGGGCAGCCACCAUACACUGCAGCAAAUAUGAGUCAAAUUGUUACUGUAGUAUUUAUAUUGGAUUGUGGUAUACUUGCUACUGGAAUUACACAAUUAAUUAAUAUUGAUUUAUAGAGCUAAAUGUUAAGAAUAAUCGAUAUAACAGACAUUAUGAAACUCUUACUCUUCUAAAUUCAUAUUUUAUUGCAGAAUCCAAUAGAUUGUUAAAAUAUCAUAGAAUCAAAGUGGUAAUAGCUCCAACAACCAAUAAUUAUAUGUCAUUUGUGACAUAUAUAUAUAUCUUAACCCGGUCAUUCAUAUAUGUAUGAAUUGAGCCAACACACGGAAGUAACAAUAAUGCACGGAUGAAUUAAAAAGAGGUCACUGCAUUUAUUGUCAUCAAGGUAAAUCGUGAUUUAUACAUCAGCCCUGCUUAUAAUUUGCCCACUUGAUCUUUGCUUGCACACGUAUUUCAGUUGCGGAUAAUGCAGGAAAUAUAUUCAUUACAUUCUGUGGUUGACGCUCAUAAUAUGUGACUGAAGGCUCUGUACAGCUGCAGUCCACUCUGUCUGGCCAUCCCCCCAUUGUAUUAUUCAACAUGUUCUCCUCAAGCCAACUAUAAAUAAGUUAACAGCCCCAGACAGCCUGGGAGAACCAGAGCUGCCUGAGGUCAACACUCUUGAGAUGACAUGUUGUCCUCACAACGCGACGGGUGCAACACCCAUUUGGGAGUAUGUGACACCCUGAAGUAGAAAUCCAGCGUUGGAAUGCUUCAGAAACUUGUGUGUCUAAUACCACAGUGGUAAUGCAGUUAAACAAGACCCCAGUUUCUUUCAUGGUUCCUCCUCUCCUAACACAAUAGAGCAACUUCUACAGAAACAAUAACUUUCUGAGCCACUUAACUCUCUCUGUGUCUCUCUUUGAACACCUGUGUUAGGCCCCACUGAGGAGUUGCCUAUUUUCCUAUCAAACUACCGCUGUGUCCCGGGUGUGCUUCCUGUUUCUCUAGAAGCUUUUCCCCUCUGCUGGCCUGAUGGGUUCGCUUUUUAGAUAACAGCGCUUUCCUCCUGCCUGCCCGGGCCAGCUGUUUCCACUGCAUGCAGUUUUUAUAAUCAGGAGCUGGUCCUGCCCCGUCUCCCAAAAUGCCGGCUUUUGUUGUGCAGAGGAGGGACAGUCCAGGGUCCAUGGAAACACUCACCCCCUUUCAUGAGAGAAAAACAUAGAGAAAGACUAUAUAUGCAUGUGUUGAUGUAUCAACAGAGCAAAGUUUUGAUUACAGCAGGCGUGGACCAGAGGGACACACGCACGCACACACACACACAGGCACACACACACACCAAGCAGUGAGUGAGACAGAUGAGAUUUCAAACACUGUCCAUGCAGUGUUUGUUGAAGCACAUCUGUUUCUUCCUGUCCUGCUGCUUGGUUUUUCUCUGUACUUCAUCUCCGCUCAUGGUUCCUGGUCCAAACACACUGAUCACAGCCAGCACCGCUUCUUUGAGACAGCUGUUGAUCUCCUCUAAGAAAAGAACCCAAUAGAGGGAAGUGACCAGGCUAGUUGCAGACUAGAAAGUUUCACAAAUAAAGUCUUUGUGUUUUUGAUGGCAGGUUUUGUGACAUUUUGCCGCCCUAACGCUAACAGAUUAUUAUCUGUUACAGUAAAUCAUGUCCUUCAGUUUACCUAUGUGUGGUUAGUAAGUUAUGUACACUGUCUUUACUCAUAGUUUUUCAUAGACCGUUUUUACAGGAGACAUUUUGAGUUUAAAAAAAGCACAAGUGUACUUAACAACAUUGCACAAUGCACACCAUUUAGUUUUGCUUGUUCCAGAGCCCUUGCAUUGUGCAUACUCAACACGUUUCCAUCCCAACUCAUAUAUUGACGCUUUGUCAGAACCCUCAGCGUCACUUUCUGAGGCACUUAGGGGCAUGACAUAAAUCAAAAUACGAUGCUCCACUAUGUUAGCUUUAAACACGUGGUUAAAGUUGUGAAUUAAGACAACUAAACCACUUAGUUAGCUUGAGGAAAAACACCACAGUUGGGCUUAAAACAACUACGUAAACUUAGGUUAAGGCAACAAAACCAUUUAGUUCGGUAAGUACGUAAAGCUUGGACAAUGUAACGUACGGAAAACAUCACUGACGCAACUUACAAAUAACUCCAACACCGGCCUCCUGGUUGAUUGUCCUUUUGGUUUGACCCAUCCACCUCCACAUCCUCCCUGUGUGUGUUUUUUUUUGGGGGGGUCUUUUUACUACAUCAUUACACUACGGGAGCACUUUCUUUGGUUGUCUAAUAAUGAUGUGGAUGGGUUGAAAUUGUGUGAAAGGCCGGUACAUUUUAUAAAGAAGACAAGAAGUGCCUUCAAUCAAUUUGUUUACUUUGUUUACACAGACAAGAUACGGAAUAAAACAAACCUUUUUUUGUUUGUCAGUUUGCGGAAAUAUGGUUGAACACAGUAUUAUUUAGGACUAUGCAUCAUAAGAAAAUAAUAGACACUAAAAUAAAACAUUCUUAAACCUAGAUUUUUGCACAAUUACGUUUGAUAAAGGAAAUGUUUGCCAUUCAGUUAUUGAGAAUUGUUAUUGCAGUCAGAUUGGACUACUUUAACUCAAUUGAAUAUGUUUUCGGUGUCAUAUUAUUCGACAUAUUGCAUUCCCUUAUCCCACAGUCAGUACUAUGUUUGGAAGAUUUAGACAAUUUUUGAGUUACAAUGAUUUUUCCAUGACGCAAUAGUCUUCUAAACAUCUGGAUCCUCCAAACAUAAGAUGAUAACGAGGGAGAAACAGAGAGGGAGGACUCUAGUAACACAUGGCGCUUACUUGACUUCCUUUGGACUUUACACCGCUCAGCAUGAGAGGGGAAAAAAAAAAAUCGACUUUGCCCUUUUUGUCCGGUUUCGCGUUCCGUAGCAGCCACCGUCUACACAGCACAAAGUACGUUUAACAGAAACUCAAAAUUGAUAUUUUGUGCGCUGAUAUAAGAUUUUGAUCAGCUGCUGGUCUCAUCAUGGCUGAGGUUUACUAUGUUGGGGUGGACGUGGGCACCGCCAGUGUGAGGGCUGCACUGGUGACCAGGGCUGGCCUGCUGAAGAGCACUGCAGAGGAGCCCAUCAGCAUCUGGGAGCCCCAGUCUGACCACUAUGUGCAGUCCUCCACUGAGAUCUGGGAGAAGUGCUGCACAGUGGUCAAGAGAGUUACCCAAAGUGUGGAGAAGAGUCAGGUACGAGGGAUCGGCUUUGAUGCCACCUGCUCACUCGUGGUUUUGGACCAAAGCUUCCAGCCUGUGCCAGUCAGUCAGGAUGGUGACAAACAAAGGAACAUGGUGAUGUGGAUGGACCAUCGUGCUGAAGAGCAGGCCGCUCGUAUAACCAACACCGGUCACAGGGUCCUGAGCAGGGUGGGAGGGGUCAUGUCACCAGAGUUGCAACCCCCUAAGCUGCUCUGGCUCAAAGAGAAUCUAAGAGAAAGCUGCUGGAACAAAGCUGCUCACUUUUUCGACCUUCCAGACUUCCUGUCGUGGAAGGCAACGGGCUCUUUGACUCGGUCUUUAUGUACUCUGGUGUGUAAAUGGACUUAUUGCCCUCCAGAUGGAUGGGAUGCUGGUUUUUGGACCAACAUUGGACUCGAGGAUCUCCUGGAAAACAACUUUUCCAAAAUAGGCAGCGCGACUUGUUCUCCAGGGAGCCCGUUGGGAGACGGCCUCACCCGGGAGGCAGCAGCAGAGUUGAAUUUGGAGCCAGGAACUGCAGUCGGGGCUUCUCUCAUUGAUGCUCAUGCUGGAGGCCUUGGUGUGAUAGGUGCAGAUAUAAAAGGCUUUCAGUUGCCCUGUGAGGACCAGCCGAUCACCUCGCGCAUGGCGUUGAUCUGUGGAACAUCAACCUGUCACAUGGCGAUCAGCAAGCAGCCUCUGUUUGUGCCAGGAGUGUGGGGACCCUGCCUGUCUGCCAUGGUGCCUGGCAUGUGGCUCAACGAGGGAGGACAGAGUGCUACAGGAAGGCUGAUCGACCACAUGGUGAAGGGCCACGCCGCCUCCACCCAGCUCCAGGAACAGGCACGGCAGAGUGGCAAGAACAUCUACAGCUACCUGAACACCCACCUGAGUUCAAUGGCUCCCUCCGGUUCUACCGUUGACCGGCUGGGCUCCAGUCUUCACCUGUGGCCGGACUUCCACGGGAACAGGUCGCCCCUGGCUGACCCCACCUUGAAGGGCUCGGUGAUCGGACUGCCACUCUCCCAAACCUUGGACGACUUGGCCCUGCUCUAUUUGGCCACUGUACAGGCCCUCGCUCUUGGGACUCUCCAUAUUCUGGAGGCCAUGAAAGAAGCAGGUCAUGACAUCAGAAUCCUCUUCAUGUGUGGCGGGUUGAGCAAAAACGACCUGUUUGUCCAGAUUCACGCUAACGCUACAGGAUUGCCUGUGGUGCUGCCAGACCAGAUGGAGGCUGUGUUGAUAGGAGCAGCAGUCCUGGGUGCAUGUGCAUCACAGGACUACAGCACUGUACAGGAGGCAAUGGAGAGAAUGGCUAAAGUGGGGAAAGUUGUUCAGCCUGACUUUGAGCUCCAGAGCUUCUAUGAGAGAAAGUACAAAGUGUUCCUGCGACUGUUCGCCCACCAGAGGGAGUACCAGGCCCUCAUGAAUCAGAGAUGACAUCACUGGUGGGAGGCGGCCGAGCUGGAACUGACUCUCUCUUUCGUCACAGUGAUGACAAAUCCGCACACUGGCGACGAGAACACCAGUCUUGACCUUGCUGCUUUUCCUGAUAUGAACAGCCCCGGACAACAGCUCUCUGAAUAUCUGUCGGGAGGUUCACUCGGGUCUCAUUAUGUGAGCUUAGACUCCACUAAUGCAGGAUUUCAAACCACUUGGCAGAUGACAGUAGAGAAAGACCUCUGUGGAGACGAGCUGUUGGAGCUUUGUAAUGGCUGUCUGCCUUUUAGAUCCACUGCUGCAGUUCUACCCAAAAUGAAGAGGAGUGAAUGUGGCGACAUCAACAGAUAUGAUGACUCGCACCUCGGCUCUCUCCUCAAAUAAACGCCGUCAAGUACUGUCACCUUCACAUGUGUUCUUAAUAAAUAAUUUAAAUGAUAAGUCUGUGCUCAUGCCUUUCACCAGUCACUCCAACCUAAUGUGUUUUGAUAUAUAAUUCAUUUUUAAUCAGCUUGUCCCUUGUCCUAACUGUAUUUUAUCCUAUUUCCUAAAAUGAAACAGUGAAAUGUCUACAUCGACGACUCAACCAUUGGAGUAUAGAUACAAGACUUUUAGUGAAAUUUGAAUAUGACCCGGUAGAACCAAUGCAAGCUACAGUAAUAAUGUAUGUUGAAAGGAGGCAACUGUACAUGUGAAACUGUUUUUAUUGAAGUACACGUCAGAUAAAAUGAAUACAUAGGCAUAGCAUUGUUUGCCCUCAUUACGUAAUCCUUUGUGUAACACCACAAACUACUUCCUCUUGCGUUGGUCCAAAAAAUCAUAUCACUGUUGCAAAGUAGAAGCUUCUCUGCCAUAUUGUUUGUAAUAUAUAUGUUCCCAUCUCAUCCCUAUCUUUCCAAAAAUAAUCCCCCUUUUGAAAAGUAGGCUGAACAUUACAUCUUUUAUUAUUGGAGUUGUAGUAGAUGCUGUAAAACCUCCAAUUUAGAAAAGUCCUACAUACAUUCCUGAAGACAUUGGUUGUUGUUCCCUGUUAUACCUGCUGACUGGUUUAUUUACCUGGUAGGGACAAAAACUAGCAGAAGGUCCAAGAACGAGAGCUGCUGGAUUGCGUGCAACACAAGAGAGUGUUGAAUGUCGGUGUUGUCCCUGCCCGUGACUAUUGCUGAGGUGUGUAGCGCAGGUACUUCUUGCCAGAGGGCAGGUCUUUGGAGUAGACGCCAGCUGGGAACGAAGAGGCGGCCUCCUCCUCAGACAUGCUGGGAGGGACCAUCACACAGUCUCCAGGCUGGAGGAGAAAGAAACCAGGUUAUUCUUGCAUGGCAGCAGGUCAAUUCCUGUUUCUAUUAUCUUUGUGGUCGGCUGCUGAAAUGAUUGGUAUAAACUGAGGUAACUUUCAAAGGUGUGACGUACCCUCCAGUCGGCAGGUGUGGCCAGUCGUGUCCCUGCUGUCAACUGGAGUGAGUCCACCACUCGCAAAAUCUCAUCAAAGUUGCGUCCAGUGGUGGCCGGGUAGAGGAGUGACAGUUUUAGCUUUUUGUCAGGGCCGAUGAUAAACACCUACGCAAACGAAGACAGAGAGAUGGAGCCUGACUUGGUUACUAUUUAUUCUAUGUGCAUGAGAGUAGAUACUAUAUUUAGUUUAAAUGCUUCCUUUUAAGCAGGGAAGUUGGAUUUUGAUUGUGAAGACUCUUACACAGCGGGCAGUGAGUGGCAGGCCGUCUUUGUCCUUCUCAUCUGGGUCCAGCAUGCCCAGGGCCACUGCCAGCUCCCGUUUACUGUCCGCUAUGAUGGGAUAGGGCAGCGAGCAGCAAGCAGACUCGUCACAGUUGUAUGCCAGGAUGUCCUGGUCAGUACAGAGACACACAAGCCCGUAGUUAUUUAUAGCUGCACCGAUGGAGCUCCGUUGUUUUAUAAAAACAUGUGAUAUUUAUGAUCAAAAUAAAAACUAAAGGAAACCAAUGUAGUGCAGCACGGACAAGUAAAGAUAGAAUUGUGUUUUCGGGUUGUCCAUUCAUUCUCGUGAACGCAAUAUCUCAGGGACACCUUGAGCGAUUUUCUUCAAAUUUGGCACAAACAUCCACUUGGACUCAAGGAUGAACACAUUUUGAUUUAGUGGUGAAAGAUGUGACAGAUUUUUUGGCCAUAAUAUAAGAAUUCCUUUUCCUCAUAGGGACAAUUUCACACAAAUGUCUUAAUAGCAUAAAAUGAUGAAGUGAUGACAUUUUGGACUGACAUAGAUGUCAACUGCAAGUUGCAGUCUAGACUAAAUACAUUCAAACUGCUGUCAUAAAUACAUUUGACCAUAGCAUGUUAUCCAAUUUCCCACUGAAUCGGUGAAGUAAUCCAGUUUUAUAGGUGUUAUGUCAAUAAAAAAUCCUGGGAAAUUGUAAUAUUUCCCCUCAGUUUUAUAGAUCUAGGUCUAAGUUAUAUAUAUAUAGUUUCAACCAUAUUGGCAUGAUUUGUAUUGAUAUGUAUUUCAGUGUGUAGUUAGGACCUGCGACACAAUAUAGUAUUAGUAGUCAUCAAAUCCAUUGUUAAAAGGGUUAUGUGUAACCUGUCUAACUCCUGACCUGCAAAGAACUAUGAUUACCGGAUUGCUCACCGUAAAGACAGAGCUAACUACAUAACAGUUUUACCAGCGGGGAAGUCCAAACUUUGAUGCUCAGUACGCCAUAAACAUCCUUCUAUACGUGUUGAUGCUGUAGCUAUCACACCUUGGUCCAGCCGUGAUGAUCCUCCAGGCAGUCGAUGGACAGGGCAAUCAUUUUGACGUUGCGUUUACUGAACUCACUGCUCAGUCUGGCAGCUCGACCCAGCUCUGUGGUGCACACCGGGGUGUAAUCUCUGGGGUGGGAGAACAGGAUUCCCCAUCUGGAAUUAAAAAGAGCAAUCAGUGAGGGCCGUGUCAGGUACAUUUAACGGUCUGUGCUUCUGUAAUGAGCAGAUGCAAGCUGAGGUUUCACUGAGGUUUCCAUCGCACGCAGUUUCCUCUCAUCAGACAGAAAUCUCUAAUAUUGUAGUUACACAAUCAGAUGAACAUGCAUCUGACACCAAACUGACAGGAUGUGACCUCUUUGUGACAGAAGAGGCUUUUUUUCUUGAAGUCAGCGAUGUAGUUUUGCACCAUCGAGGGGUUUAAGCUUUGAACUCUGGCUUAUUUAAGCUUUUCAGUUGGAAACUUCACUAUCUGAUCAACAGCCCUAUGAUCUGGUCAUAAACCGCUGUACAUCUGAAGGUUACCAGAGAUUCAUGUGUCCACCACAUUAUAGAACAUUAUUUUUAAUGGCAUGUGCACCUGUAGGCUACAAUACCACCUUUAAAGGUCUUGAUGCUAUCAUAAGCAAAUGUCUAAAGCAGAAGUCAGUAGCAGUAACAGGAACUGGGCGCAAGCUCUCUCCCUCUCUCGUGUAAGCUGCAAACUCUGUAAGCCUAUAAAUAAGGAUAUCAAUAUUCAAGAAGCCUACUUACGAAUCACCGAGAAAUUCGUGCAUUUUGAUUUUGCCAUUGGUGGUCUCCACCUCGAAAUUUGGAAGUACAUCUCCGAGCAGCAGUCCCGGCAUAUUCAGUGUGACCGUGGAGGUGUUCCGCCAGCAACAGCUCUGAUGACAGACGCUUAAUACAAAGGAGGCGGAAGCUCCCCUCUCAACAGGCUACUCUAUUUACAUAUGCAUCCACUAUGAACUGCACAGGACUGCAUAAAAUGACUGACUGACUUAUAGAAAGCGCUCCGGUCGCGUUUUGAUUGAUUGGCACAGUUGUCUCCAUGUUUCCAAAUGACCAAUUUACGCACGCGUAUGGCCCGUUUUGUAGCAAGGAUUUAAAGUGCUGCACUGAAACACUUAUCCACGAAAAUAUGUUUUAAAAUAUAUGCUCUCGUAAAAUCGACAUUUAAGGAAAAAACAUACAUUUAAAACUCCAUGCUAAUUACAUGUUAAUAGGAAUGAUAAUGUAGCUACGUGACCAGAGCAGUCCAGUUUUGGUGUUAACCUCUACAUCCGGAAUUUACAGGAUGUUUUGCGUCGGAGUGCAGCAGUAUUAAUGUGUUUAUUGGUCACAGGUGGUCGAUAAAGAAGGAUGGAUAU